Trachemys scripta elegans is the source of this 2549-nucleotide messenger RNA. RefSeq names its product seryl-tRNA synthetase 2, mitochondrial (gene SARS2). Gene Ontology annotation, biological process: mitochondrial seryl-tRNA aminoacylation. NCBI's taxonomy places the organism in Eukaryota, Metazoa, Chordata, Testudines, Emydidae. Bases 94 to 1449 code for a protein of 451 amino acids. Gene Ontology annotation, molecular function: serine-tRNA ligase activity; ATP binding; tRNA binding. Gene Ontology annotation, cellular component: mitochondrion. The transcript has 16 exons. The record is from RefSeq and is a predicted model, not a curated record.
GCGGGGAGGCGGCGGAGCAGCGAGGGGGAGGCGGGGCGGAGCCGGCUGUACGAGCACGUGCGGGAAGGGAACAGCGCGCGGCCCCGCCUGGACAUGGCGGCGCUGAGCGCCCGGCCCGAGCAGGCGGAGCGGGAGCUGGAGACCCGCAAGGGGCCGCUGGGGCCCCGGGACCUGCGCGAGAUCCUCUCCACAUGGAAGAGGCUGGUGAAGGUGCAGGAAGAGAUUGGAAAACUUGAAACUGAGAAAGAGGAAGUCUCCGUUCAAGUGAAAUGCCUCGUGGAGACCCAGGACAAGAGCACGUUGCAGGCGCUUCCCGAUUACCAGGUGCUACGGAACCGCGGGCGGGAAAUACGUCACCAGCUGAAUUCCCUGUACCAAGAGGAGCUGGUGCUGGAUGAACAGUACUAUCUGAAGGCUCUGAAACUGCCGAACUGGACCCACCCUGAUGUGCCCAUCGGAGACGAGAGCCAAGCAAAGGUGGUGGAGGUCGUGGGAGAGAAACCAGCUUUUGAUUUCAAAGUGAGGGGGCACCUGGAAAUUGGGGAAGACCUGGAUAUCAUCAGACAAAGGCGCCUCUCUCACAUCUCAGGCCACCGCUCCUAUUAUCUCCGAGGGGCCGGAGCCAUGCUCCAGCACGCCCUCGUCCAGUUCACCGUCAGCAAGCUGGUGAAACAGGGCUUCAUUCCGAUGGCCGUUCCCGACCUACUGCGAGGAGCCGUGUUUGAAGGCUGUGGCAUGCAGCCCAACGCCGUCCCGUCCCCCGUGUACAAUAUCGACCCGUCCCGCUUCGAGGACCUGUGCCUGGCUGGCACCUCCGAGGUCGGCAUCGCAGGCUACUUCAUGGAUCAUGCCGUGAAUUUGGAGGACAUGCCAGUCAGAACCGUGUGUUCCAGCACGUGCUACAGAGCGGAGACAGACACUGGCAAGGAGCCCUGGGGCUUGUACAGGGUCCAUCAGUUCACCAAGGUGGAGAUGUUCGGGGUGACGGCGGCGGAGAGCGGGGAGGAGAGCGCCGCCCUGCUGGAGGAGUUCCUUGCCCUGCAGAAGGAGAUUUUCUCUGAGCUAGGGCUGCACUACAGGGUCCUGGAUAUGCCCACCCAGGAGCUCGGGCUGCCCGCCUACCGGAAAUACGACAUCGAAGCCUGGAUGCCCGGCAGGGGCAAGUAUGGUGAGAUCUCCAGCACCUCCAACUGCACUGACUACCAGAGCCGGCGCCUAAACAUCAUGUACUGCGACCGGACAGGGCAGCUCCGCUACGCGCAUACGGUCAACGGCACAGCCUGCGCCGUCCCGCGGGUGCUGAUCGCUCUGCUGGAGUCCAACCAGCUCCAGGAUGGCAGCGUCCGAGUCCCCGCGAUCCUGCAGCCGUUCCUGGGCAUGGAAACCAUCGUCAAACCCGGCUACACCCCCUUGAAAUACAUCGGGCCCAACCAGCCCAAGCGCCGCUGAGCCGCCUACCGGGAGCGGCCGUAACGGGGACCAGCCGUCGGGGAGCCCAGCCGGACGCAGACGAGACACGCGAGCGCACCCCGGCAGCAUUCAGAGGGGCCUUUCCUGGUUUGUUUUCCGGCUCUGAGCCGCACCCGGGUUAUUCUCGGUGGCUUGUGGCAGCUCCGCAGUGCAGCUGAGACUGGAGCAGAGCUCUUUUCCCCCCUGGGUGGCGCCCAGGCCCGGUAGCCCAUGGGACCCGUCCCUUCUCCUGCCCCCUCGAGCUGGUCUGCGGCACGUGGAUGGGGCCCAUGUGGAUGGGGUCUGAGGUGCUUCAGAAACCCCAAGAUCCUUCCGGCACUAGAUUGUGCUGCCUGGAGCCAGACCCCAGCACUGGCAAGAAGCAGGGAGCUGUUUUCUACCCAGGACUCCUGGGUUCCUCCAUCAGUAACCCCUGGCGAGGGGGAGGAGAGAUCUGGCCUACAGGCCUUUUGGGGGCUUGCUGGGGUCAUGGGUAGAUUCAUUCCCCCCUUAACAAUUCCCUCUCCGUGUCCUGCUCUGCGACCUCCCUGCCGGUACCAGCCAUGACCGGUGGAGCUGAUGGCUGACGAGAUCGAGAGCUUUUCGCCCCGCGGGCCGCUGGUUCUCAUCCGACUCGGGCCAGCGCUGGUUGCAGUGUGUUCCCAUCGGCCAACCCUUUGAAGAAACGAGUUUGCCGGGUCUCAGCCCAGAUCCCCGGUGGAGCCGCGUCACACAGAGCAGGAUCGGCACCGAUUCUCGCCGGCAGCCUCAGUGGAGAGGCAGAACGGGCCAUGGAGACUGGUCUCCCCCAUUGGCCAUAGCCAGGGUCUCCUGGGGGCUGUGGCAGACAAGCCAGGGGAGCAGUGUGUGGGGUGGGGAGGGUCGCCCUUGCAGCUGCCCAUGCUGUGGGGAAGGAGAGGGGGAUCCAGGCUCCCUGAUCGGUUGCUGGACUGACUGCAGGGGGGGCAGGAUCCCAGCCAAGGAGCUCAGAGCGGGAGAGAGAUACCUGAGUGGGGCAGGUGCCAGCGUGGGGCAUGGGGUGCCUAGAGCCGCCAAUCAAGGGAAUGAGAUUGUGCCACCCAUUAAAUCUGCAAUUGAAA